Molecule: messenger RNA, 2997 nt
Organism: Ostrinia nubilalis (European corn borer)
Lineage: Eukaryota; Metazoa; Arthropoda; Insecta; Lepidoptera; Crambidae
Gene: snRNP-U1-70K
Product: U1 small nuclear ribonucleoprotein 70 kDa
Exons: 9
Coding region: 227-1318 (363 amino acids)
Biological process (GO): mRNA splicing, via spliceosome
Cellular component (GO): precatalytic spliceosome; U1 snRNP; U2-type prespliceosome
Molecular function (GO): U1 snRNA binding; mRNA binding
Source: RefSeq, a predicted model, not a curated record
AACGCGUUGUAAAAUGGCGGACGGCGAUUUGUGAAUGCAGAAUUUUGCUCAUUGUGAAUUUUUCAUUGAAACAGACGUGUUACUUGUGUGUUAUUUUAGGAAAGUAGAAAUUAAAACCGUAAUUCAAGAAUUAGUUAAUUAAAAUACCUAUUUUGUGUAUGUGACAAAACAAUGUGUGUGUAAUUUUGUGAGUUUUAUUCCUGGUGAAACAGUGGCGUGGUGAAAAAUGACUCAGUUUUUGCCACCAAACUUGCUUGCGCUGUUCGCGGCGAGGGACCCGAUCCCCUACCUGCCGCCAGCGGCCAAGCUCCCUCAUGAGAAGAAGCAGAAAGGCUACGAUGGAGUCGGCGCCUUCCUCAACGUUUUUGAGCACCCUUCAGAAACCCCGCCACCGACUCGAGUGGAGACCCGCGAGGAGAGACUGGAGAGGCGGCGACGGGAGCGCGCCGAGCAAACCGCUUACAAACUGGAGCAGGAGAUCGCGCUGUGGGACCCGGCCGCCAACCCCAGAGCCACUACUGACCCCUUCAAGACGCUGUUUGUGGCUAGGAUUAACUAUGACACUUCAGAAUCAAAACUCAGAAGAGAGUUUGAAGGAUAUGGACCUAUUAAAAAGAUAUACAUGGUGUACAGCAAAGAGAACGACAAGCCGCGCGGCUACGCAUUCAUCGAGUACGAGCACGAGCGCGAUAUGCACUCGGCGUACAAGCACGCGGACGGCAAGAAGAUCGACGGCAAACGUGUACUGGUGGACGUGGAGCGAGCCAGGACUGUGAAAGGAUGGCUGCCGAGGCGGCUGGGCGGCGGGCUCGGCGGCACGCGGCGCGGCGGCGCGGACGUGAACAUCAAGCACUCGGGCCGCGAGGACAACGAGCGCGAGCGAGAGAGAUAUAGGCUGGAGCAGCACCGCGACCAGCACCGCGACCGCGACCGCGACCGGGACCGGGACCGCCGGCGCCGCAGCCGCAGCCGCUCGCGCCGUCGCUCCACAUCCCGCUCCAGGAGGCGCGACCGCGACCGCACGAAGGACGACGAGGCUACCGACAGCAGUCGAAGGCGCAGACGCUCCCGAUCCCGUUCCGAGCGGCGCGCGGGCCGGGCGCGCUCCGAGCGGCGCGACAAGAAGCGCGCGCGCCGCGACCGCGACCGCCGCGAGCCCAAGCUCAAGGCAGAGGACGUCAAGGUCAAGCAGGAGCCGCACGACGACUACCCAGAGUUCAGCAUCCCGCCCAUGGACGUCCAAAUCAAGCAGGAGCCACGCGACGACGAGAACAAAUACAACCCCGAGGACGCAAACGGGGACGAAUACAACUACUGAUCUUCCCAACCGCCACCCCCACGGCACGGCCGCGCUUCUAUUGUAUUACGCUCAGCCACGUUCAUGUUACAAGAGAAGAUGACGUUCCCAAAAUCCACCCUAUUCCCAUUUGCCACCCUUGUGCAGGUUAGUACUAAUAGUACAAGCCAGAAUUACGUUUACACUCAGAAUGAAAAGCCUGACAAAAAUAAAUUAGUCUUAUGAAAUAGAAAAGCAUUAUUUUAUAUUUUUACAAUAGCAACAAAUUCUCAUUUUAGGGUAUUCUCUCUCAUUCAACAUUGCAAGUUGAAAAGGGACAAGUCGCUUAGCGUUCGCGUAAACUCUAGAACGUAUUCAAAAGCCAAUAAAGUAUUCACCUGGCAACAAUCCUAUAGUGCUUGUGUACUGGCAACACCAAUACGGUGGAUUUUACAGUAAAAUACUGGCAUAUGGCGAAUAAAAAUUACAACGAAUUGAAACAAACAUUUAAAAAAGACUAUUUUUUUAACAUAUGAAUCACAACGUUGCCAAAUUGCCACUUAGUCCGGCAAUGUUGCCAAUUCACACGUUGCCAGGUGGAUAGUUUUAACACAGCUUAAAAUAUCCAGCUGAUUCGUUGCCAACGCACAAUAAAAUUAUGGUUUGGAUAUUGUUUACUACAACGGGUAAGCUCUCGGCUUGCUUCUCACCUGAUAGAAAGUAAUGAUCAGCCCGAAGGUGGAAUCUAUUUUCAUUCGGAAUCCUCAAUCUUAGAGGAACUGGCUAUUUUACCUUCAAUUUCUCCAAUAGUCCUUGUACACUAUGUAUUAAAUUUUUAUAAGCUUGCCACAAAUAGGCAAGAUUCACUCUAUUUUCAGCCUUACUGUAUAGAGCUAUAGUUUAAAAUAUAUUAGGGAAAUUCGUCUCUUAAGUCGACUAGCUACUAUGGCUGUAACCAAUUCUUUGACGCAUUUUUUAUAAUAUCUGAGAUUAACUAGCACUUUAUGAUCUCACGUUUAAGAAUGUUUUUAAGAAUUGGACUUUUUUAUUAGUACCAAUGUUGUAUUAUUCAUUUUAUUAAGUUUAUUGUAUUACAAAUGCAUACAGCAUCCAUUUUAAUUCCUAGCUCAAAUCAAUUUUGUGAAAUCUUUGUUUCUUAUUGGGAUAGGAAGGAGUGAGAUCUAUUUUUAAAUGUAUCGUCCUAGGUCUGUUAUAAAAACUCAAAACACAGUCCAAACUCAGGGCUAGAAGUUUUUGAUUAGUUGAAUUACAGUACAGUGUCGCUUAAGAAUGAUUCAACAAAGAAAAAGAAUAAAAUUGAUUCUACUGCUCAAAUGCCACCUUACUUCAGAAUAAAUAUCUUUCCCCCAAAAAAUUGUCGUCCCCAAAUUAAUUGGCUGAUUACUGAUGACAAUUUGUGUAGAAAGGUAAUUAUUUGUUGUAAGAUUUGAAUUUCCUUCUUUUUCUGGGGGAAAGUUGCUUCAUUUCAGCCGUAGAAUCUUAUCGUUUUUGUUAUUCGUACUUAAAGCGACACCCUAUAAUUUAGAUCAAUCAUAGGACAGAAACUAUGACCGAGUUUAAGUUUUGUUUGUAACGGAUCGUAGAUAUUUGAAAGGACAGCUGCAUAUUUUAGCUGUGUUGUUAGGAAUCAAUAGCAAUAUUCUUAUAUUGUGCGGUAGUCUUAGUUGUAAGGUAUGGACUAAAUAAAUUCGUGAUAAGUA